CAUCAGAGGCUCCGCAGCAGCGGAACCCGCCUCAGCGCUCAUGCUUUGUCUUCGCGUCUCGGACUCUCGGAAGCUUCCUCACGCGUUAAGCGAGCGACAGUCACUUCUCUGCAAAACCGAGCAGUUGGAGUUCGUCGAAUGGUCCUGUAAGAAGAGAGGGUCGAGUCGAGAGAGAGAGAGAGAAGAGAACGAGGAGGCGAGAGGAGGAUCGUGGGAUGGGGGAGGAUCCGGAGAAGAGGUUCCACUCGAUCAUGGACAAGCUGUUCCACUCUCCUCCCGCUACCCCGUCUUCCAGUUCGCCUGGUUCGCAAUCGUCGAGGGGAAGGAAGCGUCCAAAUCCGGCUUCUGCAUUAGCAUUAGCAUUAGUGGAUCCCCAAUCGGGAGUCGAUGUGGAAAGCGAGGUUCAGGUUUCGCGGCCCCCAGCUGGAUCGUCCCAAGCUCCAGAAUGCAGACCGUGGGAUCGUGGUGAUCUUAUGAGGAGAUUGUCCACAUUCAAGUCCAUGACAUGGUUCGCUAAACCUAAGGCUGUAAGUGCUGUAAAUUGUGCUAGAAGAGGCUGGGUUAAUGUUGAUAUGGAUAUUAUAGCAUGUGAAGCAUGUGGAGCACGGGUACUUUUUUCAACACCAUCAUCUUGGUCACGGGAGCAAGUUGAGAAGGCAGCUCUGGUAUUCAGCUUAAAGUUGGACAAUGGGCAUAAAUUACUCUGCCCAUGGACCAACAAUGCCUGUGAUGAAUCUCUGGCUCAGUUUCCUCCCACACCACCUCCAGUUUUGGUUAAUCAAUUUAAGCAUCGUUAUAUAUCUCUUGUACAAUUAUCGGCGCUUCCCGUCAUAUCGUCCUCAGCUGUUAAAUCGAUGACAAGCCCUCAAAUGGAAAAUUUUCUUCGAGAUUUUUCUAUGUUGAAGUGUGGUAACGUGUCUCCUGGCUUGUCUUUGGCAAAAUACACUGGAGAUGGAUAUGAUCAGGACUCUGCUAUCCUGUAUUACCAGGCAAUGAAACUCAUAAGUUUAUGUGGCUGGGAGCCUCGCUCAUUGCCGUACAUGGUUAUCGGCAAGGACACCAAUAUUUCGGAUUCACCAUGUAGAAUUUCCAAUAAAGAGAGCACACUUAUCUGUAUUGAUUCUACAGGGAAAGAUAAUACUGCAGGGGCAAAUGGAAACGAUAGAAAUUCAAAAGACUCAUUAUCCGAUCCUCAAUCUGUGGUUCUGGAAUGCAAACUUUGUGGUGCCAGCGUUGGAUUGUGGGCUUUCUCCGCAGUACCUCGACCCUUGGAGAUAUUAAGACUGGUUGGGUUUGCGGAACUUGAUGAUGGGAAGAAUUCCAGUACCCAUGAAUCGGUCCAAGGAGACCAGACUGAUAUUAGGACCAGUGUCUUGACCACAACAUCAAAUAGCCAAACUCCUUCAAAUGAGAUAUCGUCAAACUUGAACUUGAGUAUUGCAGGGGGUCCACCUCCAACACAGCAGAACUUCAAAGCUACAAUUUCUUUGCCUAUAAUUGGCAGGAGUAUUAUUGCUCGGUUGUCUUCUGAUUCUGAUCUUAGAGGUCGCCUAUAUUCUGUUCGAGCUGAGAAUCAGUCGCAUUUAGAGAGAACAACUUUGUGUGAGAAAAAUAAUGAAAGCGCAGAAGAGACCGAUAGGUGUACAAGUGAUAAGCAGCCUCCUUUGAAUCCUGACAUUUCUGUAACAGGUGGAAUUGAUGCCCAAGGAACGUCAGAAUCAGUUACUUUGUGCAGUCAAGAAGUUCCAUUGGUUCCCCAUGCUGAGAACUAUGGAGAAGAACAGACAUGCUUUAAAGUGCAAACUCAAUUUUCCACCGAAUCUAGUUGCCAGGAAGGGCAUGGAGAUGAUAAUGAAAAUGGAGUUCAUGCAAAUAAAGAAUUAGUAGCCUCUACUGCAGAAAAGAUUACCAAGCACCAAUCACUGGAUGAAGGCAUGCAGUUUGAUCCACUCAGACAGCAUAGACAUUUUUGUCCAUGGAUUUCAUCAACUGGUAGUGCUAUGCCGGGAUGGCAACACACUCUAUCCGCCUUAAACCGUGAAAAGGAUGAUUCUAAUUCUGUAACUACAAGAUCUCCUUCAUCGGAUUCCUUUAUUAAGGUGGAUGAUCCAGUCACCUCAGUGAGGAGGCUUUUCACAUCAAAACGAAUGAAGUCCACUCAUGGUUCAAGCUAAGUCCUGAGCAUUGGCAGAUCAAUUUUGGAAGAUUAUAUGGUGAGGACGGAGUGCCGUCAAUCCAUGGGUUAAUUUCGGGAAGCAUCAGCAGGUCACUCCAGAAAGGUUCUUAUCAUUUCUUAUGCAUGCUCAAAAUUGGAGGUGCUGCUCUUGGCAAACAUAGAUGAAAUGCUUGCUGAAUAUCAUUUCUUGGUCUAGCCCAAAGUCAAAUUGAGUGCUUAAAUGUCUUUACCUUAGCCCUGUAUUUUUGUGCUUUUAAUUUUUUCGGCUAUUAAAGUAGCAAAAGAAAAUAUUCUUUUACACGAGUGAACUUUCGCCUCUAGAAAAAAGUGCGGGUGACAAAAAAUUUUGCUACUUGCGUUCCUCA
Syzygium oleosum is the source of this 2541-nucleotide messenger RNA. RefSeq lists its product as uncharacterized. Bases 216 to 2174 code for a protein of 652 amino acids. Gene Ontology annotation, cellular component: nucleus. Lineage: Eukaryota; Viridiplantae; Streptophyta; Magnoliopsida; Myrtales; Myrtaceae. Gene Ontology annotation, molecular function: zinc ion binding. The transcript is spliced from 7 exons. The record is from RefSeq and is a predicted model, not a curated record.